AUGUCUUCAUUCUCAAAGGAAGAUCUGGAGAAGAAGCUUUCAGAGCUGAGAAACAGCAAAGAGAGCAUUCAGACCCUGUCCCUCUGGAUCAUCCACUAUAGGAGAUUUUCUCAAGUCAUCGUCUCUGUGUGGGACACAGAGCUGCGUAAAGCAGAGUCAAGCAGAAAGCUUGUUUUUCUACUAUUGGCAAACGAUGUCAUCUUAAAUAGCCAAAGAAAGGGACCAGAAUUUGUUAAAGGCUUUGCCCCUAUCAUCGUGGAUGCCUUUAAACACGCAUGUGAAGUCAGUGAUAUCUGUAGGACAGAACUACGCAAAGUGAUUUUGAUUUGGAAGAAAAAGGCUGUUUAUAACCGUGUCAUCUUGGAAGAGCUGAAGAUGAUCCUCUAUGGAGAGAAGAAGCCUAAGAAGCGUAGGUUCAGUGAGGUGAAACAAGAUCAUGAUGAUACUUCAGCAAGUCGUCCACCAAAGGCACCUCUACAAUCCAAAGAUCUUGCUUGUGUGAUACGUGAAACUGAAAACACAGCUUCCGGUGAUGCAUCUGUGCACCAGAUGACGGACUCCUUACCUGCAGAGAUAAACAUUAUGUCUUAUCUGGGAAGGAUUGGUGAUAAAGAAUCUGGCCAUCAGCUUUCCAAACUUUUAUUUAAUGCCUGCAUGCUGCUAGCAGAUGGAGCUGGAAGAUUGGCAGCAGAAACGGAUGAUCGGAAAGACCUGAUUCAAAUGCUGUCCAACUAUCUGCAGCGUCAGGAAGAAGAGAUUGAAGAGAAGGAACACCAGCUUGAAAUGUAUAAAGAAAAGUUAGAGAGAGCAAAGGAGCUUCAGAAUGAACUGUGUUCACGCUUCAAAUAA
Messenger RNA from Spea bombifrons (plains spadefoot toad), 849 nucleotides. Its product is annotated as regulation of nuclear pre-mRNA domain-containing protein 1A-like. Gene Ontology annotation, cellular component: RNA polymerase II, holoenzyme. Gene Ontology annotation, biological process: mRNA 3'-end processing. Gene Ontology annotation, molecular function: RNA polymerase II complex binding. The record is from RefSeq and is a predicted model, not a curated record. Lineage: Eukaryota; Metazoa; Chordata; Amphibia; Anura; Pelobatidae. Bases 1 to 849 code for a protein of 282 amino acids. The transcript has a single exon.